AUGGAGCGGGACGACACAGCGAGCGUGUCAAAAAAGACAAUAAUUGCAAAGAUAUUUAAAGUUCGCAAGAGGAGGGAGAUGCUUUUCGUACAGGUGUGCUUUAUCUGCAGUGUCCUCUUCGUGGCGUGGAGCAUGUCGGCGCUGUUGACCAAGACAGGCCAUGGAAUGAUAGUGGAGGGCCAUCCAAGUGUUGAACACUGGGGAAGACGGCUAAUGGCUUCAACACUGGACAAUGAGACGGAGCAGAAGAACUGUUCAGAGCCAGCAAUACACGAGUUCCCUCAAGACUAUUUCACCAACAAUGAACGGAAGAGUGGGGCUGUUCUGCUGCACAUUGCGGCGGCACUCUACAUGUUUCUGGCCCUCGCCAUAACAUGUGACGAGUAUUUUGUGACGUCGCUGGAGAAGAUCUGUGAGAAACUCGAUCUGAGUGAAGACGUUGCCGGAGCCACCUUCAUGGCAGCUGGCAGCUCUGCACCGGAGCUGUUUGCAUCUGUCAUUGGUGUCUUCAUCACCCACGGAGAUGUUGGGGUGGGGACGAUCGUGGGCUCAGCGGUCUUCAACAUCCUGUGCAUCAUUGGAGUCUGCGGGAUCUUCGCUGGACAGGUAGUGAUGCUGACCUGGUGGGCGGUUUUCAGAGACUCCUUCUACUACAUCUUGUCUGUUCUGGCUCUAAUCGCAUUCAUCUACGAUGAGAAGAUAGUGUGGUGGGAGAGUUUAAUCCUAGUUCUGAUGUAUGCGGGUUACAUCCUCGUCAUGAAAUUCAACUCCAGCAUGCAGAAUUUUUUCAUGGGGAAGUCCAAGAAGAACGUGGCCAAUGGUAACGCUGUGGCCAGCAGUGAGAUGGAGGACGUCAAGCCCAGCAAGGCUUACAGCCGUGGCUCUGUGGUGAUGGUGGAUGAGAUCAUAAACGCCAGCCCUUCAAAGUUCAGGUUUCCAGAAGCUGGCCUGCGUGUCAUGGUCACCAGCCACUUUGGACCCAAGACGCGCCUGCGCAUGGCGAGUCGCCUCAUCAUUACAGAGCGCCAGAAGUUGGUCCAAGCUGCCAAUGGAGUGGAGACACAAGUGAUCGACGGGAAGGUUGAAAUAGAGAACGGAAACGUACCAGAGGACAAAACCACCAAGGAGGCAGAGGAAAACGAGACCAUCUCCCCGUUUCAUGUUCCACGCGGUAUUGGCAGCAAGGUGAAGUGGCUCAUCUCGUGGCCUCUGCUCCUGUUGUUGUUCUUUACCGUCCCGAACAGUGCCAAGCCUCGCUGGGAGAAAUUCUUCAUGGUGUCCUUCAUCCUGUCCACUGUCUGGAUUGCUGUCUUCUCCUACUUUAUGGUCUGGAUGGUGACUAUAAUUGGCUACACUCUGGGAAUCCCUGAUGUCAUCAUGGGCAUCACUUUCCUGGCAGCAGGCACCAGUGUCCCAGACUGCAUAGCCAGUCUCAUUGUUGCUAGACAAGGUUUGGGAGACAUGGCAGUGUCCAACACUAUUGGCAGUAACGUGUUUGAUAUCCUGGUGGGUCUGGGGGUUCCCUGGGCCAUACAGACCAUUUGUGUCAGCUAUGGAUCAGAGGUGAUGAUUAAUAGUCGGGGGCUGGUGUACUCAGUGGUGCUUCUGCUGGGCUCUGUGGCCCUCACGGUGCUGGGGAUUCACCUGAAUAAGUGGAGGCUGGACUUCAAGCUGGGCAUUUACGUCCUCAUCCUGUAUGCCAUCUUCCUCUGCUUCUCCGUCAUGAUCGAGUACAACGUCUUCACCUUCGUCAACCUGCCCAUGUGCAUGGAGGACUAAAGCACAGCAGCAUGCCUCGGAUACCAAAACCUCAGCACUCCCACUGCAACCCAAAACAUUUCUUUUUUUUUUCUCUCUCUCAAUAAUACUGGACCUAUCUGCAGACUUUUUCU
Scomber japonicus (chub mackerel) is the source of this 1892-nucleotide messenger RNA. RefSeq names its product solute carrier family 24 member 4b (gene slc24a4b). The coding region runs from base 1 to 1779 and encodes 592 amino acids. The transcript is spliced from 17 exons. Gene Ontology annotation, cellular component: membrane. Gene Ontology annotation, molecular function: calcium, potassium:sodium antiporter activity; calcium channel activity. NCBI's taxonomy places the organism in Eukaryota, Metazoa, Chordata, Actinopteri, Scombriformes, Scombridae. Gene Ontology annotation, biological process: intracellular calcium ion homeostasis; calcium ion transmembrane transport. The record is from RefSeq and is a predicted model, not a curated record.